AUGAAAAACCACACAAUCACAACCUUCAUCCUGGUGGGACUGACCGAUAACCCUCAGCUUCAGAUUCCGAUUUUUAUGUUUCUGUUUCUCACUUACGUGCUGAGUAUAACUGGGAAUCUGACCAUCAUCUCCCUCACUUUAGUGGACUCCCACCUUAAAACACCCAUGUACUAUUUCCUACAAAAUUUUGCCUUGUUAGAAAUUUCAUUUACAACUGCUUGUAUCCCUAGAUAUUUGUACAACAUAACAACAGGCGACAGGUCAAUUACAUACAAUAUUUGUGUUAUUCAAGUGUUUUUUACCGAUGUCUUUGGAGUAACCGAGUUUUUUCUCCUGGCCGCCAUGUCCUAUGACCGCUAUGUGGCCAUCUGCAAACCCCUGCAUUACAUGAGCAUCAUGAACAGCAGAGUCUGCAGGAGGCUUGUCCUCUGCUGUUGGAUCUCUGGCUUGUUGAUCAUACUGCCACCACUGACUCUGUUCCUAGAUUUGAAAUUCUGUGACUCCAAUGUCAUUGAUUAUUUUUUCUGUGAUGCAUCUCCUAUUUUGAAGAUUUCAUGCUCAGAUACUUGGCUAAUAGAGCAGCUGGUUAUUGUCUGUGCUGUGCUGACCUUCAUUCUGACCCUGGUGUGUGUUGUUCUGUCCUAUGUAUACAUUCUCAAGACCAUUCUAAGGUUCCCCUCUGCCCAGCAAAGGAAAAGGGCCUUUUCUACCUGUUCUUCUCACAUGAUCGUGGUUUCCAUCACCUAUGGCAGCUGCAUUUUCAUCUACAUCAAGCCUUCAGCAAAGGAAUCCGUGGCUAUUAAUAAGGCUGUGACAGUGCUCACGACCUCCAUCGCCCCCAUGCUGAACCCUUUCAUCUACACUCUGAGAAACAAACAAGUGAGACGAGCCUUCAGGGACUCAUUCAAAAAACUUGCACUAAUCGCCAAGAAGUAA
This is a messenger RNA of Phacochoerus africanus (Common warthog), 936 nucleotides long. Its product is annotated as olfactory receptor 6C2-like. The record is from RefSeq and is a predicted model, not a curated record. Gene Ontology annotation, molecular function: G protein-coupled receptor activity; olfactory receptor activity. The transcript has a single exon. Gene Ontology annotation, cellular component: membrane. Gene Ontology annotation, biological process: G protein-coupled receptor signaling pathway. Bases 1 to 936 code for a protein of 311 amino acids. NCBI's taxonomy places the organism in Eukaryota, Metazoa, Chordata, Mammalia, Artiodactyla, Suidae.